GUCGAAUUUAUCAGUCGACCGUCUGCGGUUUGAAGUGAUCUAGUUCGUCAGAAAAAACACAGACCACGUUCACAAUGAAAUCGAUGGUGGUGUUAUUCGCUGUAAUGGCCGUGGCUUGCGGCUCCCUGGUGCCGCUGGCGCAGCCCGCGCACCACGCGGCGCUCGUGCUGGACCCGCACGGCCGGCCGCUCGACACCGCCGAGGUGAUCAACGCCCGCGCUCUGCACCUGCAGGCUAAGGCCCUGGACGGACACUACGCUCCCCUCGCGCACGCUGCCGUCGUACCCUACGCGCACUCCGUGGUCGCGCCCGCCGUGCUGGCCGCGCCCGCCGCCGUCUCCCACCAGUCGCGUGUGGACGUGCGCAGCAGCCCCGCCGUCGUGCGCUCCGUCGUCGCCGCUCCCGUGCUGGCGCACGCCGCCUACUCCUCUCCUCUGCUGGCCCACUCCGCCCUCGCUCACUCGCACUACCUGAAGAAGCGCUCCCUGGGACACCUCGCCUACGCCGCUCCCGUGGUCGCCCACGUGGCGCCCUCCGCCGUGUCGCACCAGUCCCGCGUGGACGUCGUCUCUAGCCCCGCGGUGGUGUCUCACGCCGUCGCUCCCGUGGUGUCUCACGCCUACGCCGCUCCCGUGGUGGCGCACGCCGCCCCGGUGCUCGCCGUGGCUCCCUCCGCCGUCUCCCACCAGUCCCGCGUGGACGUGCGCAGCAGCCCCGCUGUCGUGUCCCACGCCGUGCACGCCGCUCCCGUCUACGCCGCCGCCGCUUACGCCGCUCCCGCGUACUCCGCGUACGGCGCUCACGCCGGACUCCUGCACUCUGCUCCCCUUGCCCACGGCCACGCCUGGUGAACAGCGAAACUGACGAACACCUAAGACUAUGAACCUAAGAUGAUGUAAAAAUAAUAAAAAAAAAGUUAUUUAUGAAAUAAAUAAUAAGGGAAACCCUA
This is a messenger RNA of Helicoverpa zea (corn earworm), 949 nucleotides long. RefSeq names its product cuticle protein 16.5-like. The transcript has a single exon. Lineage: Eukaryota; Metazoa; Arthropoda; Insecta; Lepidoptera; Noctuidae. The record is from RefSeq and is a predicted model, not a curated record. The coding region runs from base 75 to 851 and encodes 258 amino acids.